Molecule: messenger RNA, 5561 nt
Organism: Cololabis saira (Pacific saury)
Lineage: Eukaryota; Metazoa; Chordata; Actinopteri; Beloniformes; Belonidae
Gene: wdr11
Product: WD repeat domain 11
Exons: 29
Coding region: 109-3819 (1236 amino acids)
Cellular component (GO): cytoplasm
Molecular function (GO): protein binding
Source: RefSeq, a predicted model, not a curated record
GUUUACUUCCUGGUCGGAUUCAUAACAUAGGCGAAACGCAGAAGCUAACUAACUGUGGCAGCCUUUAGUCAGUAAAUGUUAAUGUAGCAUCAAUACAAACUAAGAACAAUGAUUCCGUACACUGUCAACAUCAAACUUGCGGCUCGGACGUUAACUGGCACUAUCAAUUUACAGAAUAAAACCGCUGUUGAUUGGGGAUGGCAAGGUCUAAUAGCUCAAGGAUGUCACUCCAGCAUUCUCAUAAUCGAUCCAAAAACAGCUCAGACCAUCCAGGUGCUGGAAAGGCACAAAGCAAACGUGGUCAAGGUGAAAUGGUCCAGGGAGAACUACUACCACAACCUGAGCUCGCCCUACUGUCUGCGGCUGGCCUCCGGAGAUGCAUCAGGGAAGAUCAUAGUGUGGGAUGUCGUCAGCGGCACUGCCCACUGCGAGAUCCAGGAGCACUCCAAACCUAUCCAGGAUUUGGAGUGGGUGUGGAAUCAGGAUGCAUCUCGUGACCUCUUGUUAGCCAUCCACCCUCCCAACUACAUCGUUCUGUGGAACGGGGACACGGGCACCAAGCUUUGGAAGAAGAGCUACGCAGAAAACAUCCUCUCCUUUUCCUUUGACCCCUUUGAUUCCUCUAACAUGGCAUUGCUGACCAGUGAAGGAAUAGUCUUCAUCACAGACUUCACCCACUCUAAACCACCAAGCAGCGCUGGCAAGAAGGUGUACAUUGCCAGCCCUCACGCGAGCCCGGCUCACACCAAACCUCCUCCUGCCGCUGCUCCAGCUCCUACCGGUGCCAAAAAAGCCCUUAAUAAAGUCAAAGUGCUCAUCACCAAUGAAAAGCCAACUGCAGAGGCGGUGACAUUGAACGACUGUCUGCAGUUGUCCUAUCUGCCAUCCAAAAGGAACCAUAUGCUGCUGCUUUAUCCCAGAGAGAUUUUAAUCCUGGACCUGGAGCUGAGCCAGACAGUGGGUGUGGUGGCUAUCGAGCGCUCUGGUGUGCCCUUCAUUCAGGUGAUUCCAUGCGCUCAGCGGGACGCCCUGUACUGCCUUCAUGAGAACGGUUGUAUCACGCUCCGAGUGUGUCGCUCCACAGUUGUUCCAGAAGAAACAGCAGAUCCUGAACAAAGUGUCCAAGAGCUUGUCUAUGACCUGCGCUCUCAAUGUGACGCCAUACGAGUCACAAAGACGGUCCGACCGUAUCGCAUGGUCGUCUGCCCUAUAAAUGAAAACAAGGCUGCCCUGAUCGUCAGCGACGGAAGAGUGAUGCUCUGGGAACUCAAGGCUCACACCGGCAGGGCUGCUGCCAAUCUAAGCUCGGGUCUGUCGCCGCUCUACUCUCCUGUGUCGUUCUGUGGGGCCCCGCUGGGUCCAAACCAGAAAAGGGUUCAGGACCUCUCUCUCAACACCAUGAUUGGUCAAACCUUGAUAGCUGGUGAGGCUCCUCCUCCAUCAACUCACCAACCAGAGGUCCAGUUGAAGUUCCUUCUUACUGGCCUGCUGUCUGGUCUGCCACUGCCACCGUUUGCCAUCCGCAUGUGUCCACCUCUGACCACUAAAAACAUCACCCACUACCAACCCCUGCUGGCUGUCGGCACCAGCAAUGGGUCUGUACUUGUCUUCAACCUGACCAGUGGUCUUCUGCACAAGGAACUUAGUGUUCACUCUUGUGAAGUCAGGGGGAUUGAAUGGGUGAGUCUCACGAGUUUCCUGUCUUUUGCCACUUCUGCUCCCAACAACAUGGGCCUGGUACGCAAUGAACUGCAGCAUAUUGAUCUGCCUACUGGCAGAUGCUUUGCAUUCAGAGGCGACCGGGGAAAUGACGAGCCACCCAUUGAGAUGAUUAAAGUGUCUCAUCUCAAACAGUACCUGGUGGUGGUGUUCAGAGACAAACCGCUGGAGCUGUGGGAUGUCAGGACAGGAACCCUUCUCCGAGAGAUGGCCAAGAACUUUCCCACCGUUACUGCACUGGAAUGGUCCCCAUCACACAAUCUGAAGAGCCUAAAGAAAAAGCAGAUGGCAGCGAGGGAGGCCAUAGCUCGCCAGACCGUGUCAGAUGCUGAGCAGAGUAACAUCGAGUCCUCGGUCAUCAGUCUUCUGCAAGAUGCUGAAAGCAAAUCGGAGACCAGCCAGGCCUUCUCAGCCAGAGAGCACUUUGUAUUCACUGACACAGACGGGCAGGUCUACCACAUCACAGUGGAGGGCAACGCCGUGAAAGAUGGUGCACGAAUCCCCCCUGAUGGCAGCAUGGGUAGUAUCGCCUGCAUUGCCUGGAAAGGUGACACCCUGGUACUUGGAGAUGUGGAUGGCAAUCUCAACUUCUGGGACCUCAAAGCUCGUUUGUCGAGGGGAAUACCAACGCACCGUGGCUGGGUGAAGAAGAUCCGCUUCGCUCCUGGCAAGGGCAACCAAAAGCUGCUGGUCAUGUACACGGAUGGAGCAGAAGUCUGGGAUACCAAAGAGGUCCAGAUGGUCAGCAGCAUGCGCAUCGGUCGCAACGUGAACUACCGCAUCUUAGACAUCGACUGGUGCACGUCAGACAAGGUGGUACUGGCGUCAGACGACGGCUGCAUCCGAGUGCUGGAGAUGGCAAUGAAGUCUGCCAGCUACCGUAUGGAUGAACAGGACCUGACCGAUCCGGUGUGGUGCCCUUACCUGCUGGUUCCCCGAGCUGCUCUCACUCUCAAGGCUUUCCUUCUGCUGCAGCCCUGGUCAGGAACCUUCACCAUGGACAUCACCCAGGUAGAUUACAAUGAAAAAGUUGAGAUAAAAGGUCUGAUUCAGGAGCAGCUCAACUCGUUGUCCAACGAUAUGAAGAGCGUGCUGCAGGACCCAGAACUCACUCUUCUGCAGCGCUGCCUCCUGGUCUCACGGCUGUUCGGAGAUGAGUCUGACCUUCACUUCUGGGCAGUGGCGUCCCACUACCUCCAGUCGUUUGCACAGGCUCGUCAGAUAAGCGAAGGAAGUGAAGGAGCUCAGCCCUCGCCGCUGCACCAUCUGGACAUCUGCUACGACGUCCUGUGUGAGAGUUCCUACUUCCAGAAGUUCCAGUUGGAUCGGGUUCACUUGCAGGAGGUGAAGCGAUCCAGUUAUGAACACACCAAGAAGUGUGCAGACCAGCUCCUCCUGCUGGGCCAGACGGACAGGGCAGUGCAAUUACUGCUGGAGACGAGCGCAGACAACUCCAGCUACUACUGUGAUUCACUCAAGGCUUGCCUCGUGACCACCAUCACCUCCUCGGGCCCCUCGCAGUCUACAAUCAAGCUGGUGGCCACCAACAUGAUUGCUAAUGGAAAGCUUGCAGAGGGAGUUCAGUUGCUGUGUUUGAUUGACAAGGCAGCGGAUGCCUGCCGCUACCUGCAGACGUACGGGGAGUGGAACCGAGCCGCAUGGCUUGCAAAGGUGCGCCUGAACCCGGCAGAAGGCUCCGACGUGCUGAAGCGCUGGGCAGAACAGCUGUGCUCCCCGCAGGUCAACCAGAAGUCCAAAGCCAUCCUGGUGCUGCUGUCCCUGGGCUGCUUCUACAAAGUAGGGGAGAUGCUCCACAGUAUGAGGCACUUUGAUCGCGCCGCCCUCUUUAUCGAGGCCUGUUUGAAGUACGGAGUUAUGGAGGCCAACGACUCUUCCAAUAAACUCAUCGAGGCUGCAUUUCUGGACUACGCUCGGCUGCUGCGCUCGCUGGGUUUGAGGGAGGGCGCCGCUCUGUGGGCGUCGCGGGCUGGCAGCGCCGGCGAGCAGCUGAUGGAGGAGCUGUUUCGAGGAGAGGGAAGUGCGCCAGAGGCCAUUCUGGACGAAAAGGAAGUAGAGCUCGGAGAGGAGAGUGCAGAGUGAUGAAAGGAUGAAAGGAAAGGAGGAGCUGCUCCUCUCUGAGUGUCGGGGGUCAGUGAUGUCAGGGAUGUCAGGGAUGCAGCAGUCAACCAUCAGAACUGAACUCUGUCGGCAUCCAGGAGAAUUAUGGUCAUCGUCUCCACAUCAAGAGAAGAGAGUUAGAGGGGUUAACUUUCUGUGAUGUUGUCGUUGGAGACCCGUGUCUGUGGCUGUAAUGACGUUGAUGUGUUGUAAUCAGUGCGUGUUCGUGAUUACGUGGUCGUGCAUGAAACAACCCCAACACAAACACUUGAUCUUUCUAUUUCCACCCAAAACGUUAGCAGUUAUCAGUUUGUGUUGCCUUGUGAAUUCCAACACUUAGCAUUUUCAGUUUUACUUGUUAAGCACGAUUUUGUCAGUAGGAAAUGUGGCUCUAAGAAUUUACGCCCCCAAAAUAAUCUCCCUUGUUCAUUUAAAAAAGUCAUUAUGAAAGGGCAGCGAUGGCGAGCGCACGCUUGAAUCUCAAGAUCUGACCUUUUGCACCGAGAAGACUACAGCUCGAGUAAAACGUACUCAAGUACCCAUCUCACAGAGACAUACCAAUCUGCACAGACGCAUCAGUAUCUGUCCCAGACAUGAAAUCCUCCGCGGGAAGCCCAUCUAGUGACGGACGGGCUUCUCCACCUGUAAUCCCUGAACAGCAGUUAAAUCAUAAACUCUAUUAUCUCUCCUCUAACUGGAGACAGAAGGAUCUGAGCGCUGCCGCGUUAUAAGUAAUGACAUUUAAUCAUCCCAGAGAGUUGAACUGAUACUAUCUUCGUCCAUCCAUUCCAGUUAUCAAGAAGUGAUUUUUAAUUUGUUACUUUCAUGAAUAUUUACUUGACUCUGUACUUUGCCGUUUACCUAAAGAAGUUGUGUGUCUAGUGCUCGUGGCAAUCACCAAACCUGGCCCUCUGAACCUGCCUGACACCUGUCCUUUCCUCUUCCCCUCAGUUUUAUAUCAUAAACAUGUCCUGCUCAUCUAAAUCCCCUGUGACUUUGGUGAGUGUGUGUUUAGCUGCUUUGUGAUGUGUCAGGCCGUCCUGAAACGGGAGAGUGAGUCCAUCAACGGAGACCCAAGUUCAGCGCCGUUUCCAGCCUCUGUUAUGGUUAACAACCCCCGAUACUGUCGCUAUGGCAACCCAGGCCUAUUUUAAGGGGCUUCAUGUUGUUCCUAUACGUACCCUUUUGCACGUUACCCUGGUAAAAGAGACGGCGAGGAGUCGCACAACCCAGCAGAUGAUUAGCCGUAGUCAGGUUGAUGCUGCGCGUCCUCCUUCGGUCAUGUCAGUGUUGUGUACGGCCGUGCCUCCUAAUGAUUACGCUCUACUUUAAUUAACGCACAAUGCUGAAAGUCCAGUUAUGCAGACAUGCCUUUAACUGUUUUCAAAGAAGGCAAAUCUUUAUUUUUCUCUUCCAUCAUUCUUUGUUUACACUGUGAUCUUAGAUCUUAAAGCUUCAAGCUGUGUUUAAAACAGAAAGAAGAUAUCUGUAUAUAUGGCUGGCAAUAAAUUCCAAUCGUGUGUGUGUAUGUUUUGAGUGUGUUAUUUCCAGAGGUGUCAAAAGUAUUCACAUUCAUUACUCAGGUAGAAGUAUAGAUACUAGAGUUUAAAAAUACUCCUGUAGAAGUUGAAGUAUCAACUCAAGUUUUUUACUCAAGUAAAAGUAUAAAAGUACUGGUUUCAAAACUACUUAAAGUGUAAAAGUAAAAGUAAUGUAAGGGGGGA